Saimiri boliviensis boliviensis (Bolivian squirrel monkey) is the source of this 3035-nucleotide messenger RNA. It is a transcript of the gene GNAI3, whose product is annotated as G protein subunit alpha i3. Gene Ontology annotation, biological process: adenylate cyclase-modulating G protein-coupled receptor signaling pathway; G protein-coupled dopamine receptor signaling pathway. The record is from RefSeq and is a predicted model, not a curated record. Gene Ontology annotation, molecular function: GTP binding; G-protein beta/gamma-subunit complex binding; GTPase activity. Gene Ontology annotation, cellular component: cytoplasm; heterotrimeric G-protein complex. NCBI's taxonomy places the organism in Eukaryota, Metazoa, Chordata, Mammalia, Primates, Cebidae.
UACCGAGUAUCUGCCAGCGAUUUCAAGCGGCCUUUUGCCAGCAUAGGAGUUAAGCAGAUCUCAAGACCACAGAAAUACGUCCAUAAUAGCAUAAGGACCAGCGGACAUUUUGAGAGGAGUUAGUGGGCCAGAGAGGGCAGAAAGGUCCUAGGCACAGUCGAUGUUACAAUCUCAGAGGUGAGAUGUGAACGGGGCCCAGGCCAAGCAGUUUGUUCCCAUUCCAUUGAUCUGACAUAACCCCAACGGAGGCAGUGUCCCACAUCUGGGUAGGGGUCCCGGGUCUCCACAGCCAGAGAUCAAAGGGGUUUUCCGGCAGGCGAGAAAUUCCCACGCGGGAUGUAGGCUUAAAUUCAGAAAUCUCCGCCCCAAAACUGGCAUUACGAGUUGGGAGGCCCCGCUUUUCCUCCAUUUUACCAAAUCAGGUAGCCGAAAGGUAAACGAGGCUUCAAGUUGGGCGGCGGGCAGCGAACUUCACAGAAUCUCGAAGCUCCACUGAUCCGCCGCCCAGCCCAGUCGCCCGAUCCCCGUGACUUCCGCUUUCGGUCUCAAUUUCUCUCCCAGAGGAGAGUGGCUUAAAGUGUAAAGGCCGCGGGGCGUCGCCGGAAAUGUCGUAAACGCCGGAUAUCCGGUUCUUCUGGGCGCUAAGGGAGUUGACGGAGAGGGCCGCCGCCCAGCAGUAGACGCUGCCUCAGCCUGCCGAGUGGCAGUUCCCGCGGUGUGUGAGUGAGCCCGGGCCCGUGUCCCCUCUCCCGCCGCCGCCAUGGGCUGCACGUUGAGCGCCGAAGACAAGGCGGCAGUGGAGCGAAGCAAGAUGAUCGACCGCAACUUACGGGAGGACGGGGAGAAAGCGGCCAAAGAAGUGAAGCUGCUGCUACUCGGUGCUGGAGAAUCUGGUAAAAGCACCAUUGUGAAACAGAUGAAAAUCAUUCAUGAGGAUGGCUAUUCAGAGGAUGAAUGUAAACAAUAUAAAGUAGUUGUCUACAGCAAUACUAUACAGUCCAUCAUUGCAAUCAUCAGAGCCAUGGGACGGCUAAAGAUUGACUUUGGGGAAGCUGCCAGGGCAGAUGAUGCCCGGCAGUUAUUUGUUUUAGCUGGCAGUGCUGAAGAAGGAGUCAUGACUCCAGAACUAGCAGGAGUGAUUAAACGGUUAUGGCGAGAUGGCGGGGUACAAGCUUGCUUCAGCAGAUCCAGGGAGUAUCAGCUCAAUGAUUCUGCUUCAUAUUACCUAAAUGAUCUGGAUAGAAUAUCUCAAUCUAACUACAUUCCAACUCAGCAAGAUGUUCUUCGGACAAGAGUGAAGACCACAGGCAUUGUAGAAACGCAUUUCACCUUCAAAGACCUAUACUUCAAGAUGUUUGACGUAGGUGGCCAAAGAUCAGAACGAAAAAAGUGGAUUCACUGUUUUGAGGGAGUGACAGCAAUUAUCUUCUGUGUGGCCCUCAGUGAUUAUGACCUUGUUCUGGCUGAGGAUGAGGAGAUGAACCGAAUGCAUGAAAGCAUGAAACUGUUUGACAGCAUUUGUAAUAACAAAUGGUUUACAGACACUUCAAUCAUUCUCUUCCUUAACAAGAAAGACCUUUUUGAGGAAAAAAUAAAGAAGAGUCCAUUAACUAUCUGUUACCCAGAAUACACAGGUUCCAACACAUAUGAAGAGGCAGCUGCCUAUAUUCAAUGCCAGUUUGAAGAUCUGAACAGAAGAAAAGAUACCAAGGAGAUCUAUACUCACUUCACCUGUGCCACAGACACGAAGAAUGUGCAGUUUGUUUUUGAUGCUGUUACAGAUGUCAUCAUUAAAAACAACUUAAAGGAAUGUGGACUUUAUUGACAAGCAUGGAUGUUAGUGAAAGUUACUGCAGUGUGGAGUGUUGAGACCAGACACCUUUUGCUGUCUCGUGAGGCAGCUACAAGCAUGAACGGGACCAGGGAAUGGCAGCAGCAUGCAGAAUCUUAGCACUCUUUAGCACAAUCUGUAUUAGGGAACUUUUAAUUGACAUGAGAUGCUAAAGUCAGAUAUUGGAAUUGGAAGAACUAUAAAGUGUGAUUCGAUCAUGAAGACAUCACUUGGAUUUCUUAAUCUCAAAUGCUUAUGGCAGAUGUGAAGUUGAGGUGCUGCAUUCUGGAACUUAAAAUAUGUAGCUUACUCUUUUUUUUCCCCUUCUUAACAAACCACCAGUGGUUCAUUUUUAAGGUUUUUUCGUCAAGAGAAGAAUAACUUUACUAAAUUUUAUUUCUUUACUUGCAAAAGAAUCUUUAUUAAAACACAGUCUUAACUAUGCACAUGAUGUGACAGAUCAUCUUGAAAAUAUUCCUCUUUAGUAGGAACUCUUGGUUUUUAACUCUUGGUAUGGUCAGAAUAUAAUACUUCCAUAAUUACUUAUAAUUCUUUCCAGUUACUGGGGAUAUAAAUACAACUUUUUUGAUGAAGUUUAUGUUAUUAUCCUGCUCAGAGUACCAUUAUGGUUUCCAAAUGGUAAUUACAUUCGAAAGUUCUGCAAUAAGAUUCUCAUUCUCUCUUUUCUUUAAGCUUAUGGUUGAAGGUUAACCUUGUUUAUGCAGAUUACCAAAUUACUGCUGAUGUGGUAUAAUGAAGUCUUCUUCUUGCAUACAGACAUACCCAGGGCAGCUGCCAAUCAGAAAUGCAAAUUACUAAAUUUCAGACAGAACCAGUGACUUUGCUGCUAGAUAUUUACGAAAUUGACCACUUUGAUUCUUGCUUGUUUGUCUCAGUUAUGGGGAGUUUUGUACAGGUGCCUCUUGUUUUCCAUCUUCAUGGCCUUUUCUGUUGAGAGACAUCUAAAGUGUAUUAACAGUGCAUGCUUUUACUUUGUAAAUGUGGUGCCAAAUCCUUGUUUGCCAUCAUUUUUACUGUAGCAAUGUUAACUGUAGUAUUCCUUAGUCAGUAUGUUCUUUUGCUGAAACUGUUGCAUUUUGGGACUUUUUUCCACUUUGUCAUGUGUACAUUUUUAAUCUGUUAUAGUUGGCGGCAAUAUUAAAAUGGUGAGUAAAGAGUCCAGGUUUGCUCCUGUUUGUAACUA